Molecule: messenger RNA, 2511 nt
Organism: Galeopterus variegatus (Sunda flying lemur)
Lineage: Eukaryota; Metazoa; Chordata; Mammalia; Dermoptera; Cynocephalidae
Product: cadherin-like and PC-esterase domain-containing protein 1
Exons: 10
Coding region: 62-1159 (365 amino acids)
Source: RefSeq, a predicted model, not a curated record
GCUGCACACAUUUUUUGAGACAUUCCUGAGGGCCAGCUCACCUCUUCAGGCUUUUGAUCAUAUGAAGGAAGCAAUUAGCAAACUCCUGCUAGCUGCUGAAGUAUUCAGUGACACAUCUAUUCUGGGACCAAAGACCUUUGAUAGAUGCAGAUCAUGUUUUCAGCUUUUAAGUUUUGAAAUAGGAUACAGCAGUUUCAGGCACCCUGUAGUGCUCCAGGUGCAUGAGCAUUUAAAUUUUCAAGAUGACGAUAAUAUGGAUUCUGAGGACCAAAAUACAGAAGAAUUCCUUUUAAAAGACACUUUCGAUUUUCUCUUCUCUAAUGAAUCUUCACUUUCCGUAUUUACUGAGAUAUUUCAGAGACUUUAUAGAUCAGAUGUAUUAAAGGGUGAAAACUAUCAAAAGGAGCUAAAUCAAUGUCUGUCUUUAGAGGAAAUUAACUCAAUUAUGACUUUCAUUAAGGAACUUGGGAGUCUGGGACAAUUCCAACUGCUCUUCCCGUCUACUACUCCUGGGAUUCAAUCUUUGAUGCGUGAAUUUUAUGAUAUGGAAAAUCCUAUGAGAAAUCCUGGCUCAGUACUGACCCAAUACCAGUCUCUUUUAAAUGUAUUUGAACAAUUUCAGCUUAUGAAUAAAAAGGCACAGCUACAUCCGCUGGAACGGAAUUCUUUCACAGAGGAUAAGAACACUGAAAAACCACAAGUUCCAUUUGAUACAAUUGAAAAGAAAAAAGCUACAGUUCCACAAAUUAUGAAUGAAAAUAAAGAAAUACAUUGCAGUGAUGAUAAAGACACACUGUGUCAUAUCAAGCAGAUCUUCACACAUCCACACUUGGAGCUAAAUCCUGAAUUUAAUCCAAAGAUCAAAGACUAUUACUCUGAAGUCCCAUUUGAUGUGGUAACAGUGACAAUUGGAGUGGAGACUUCUAAGUGUCAGUGCAAGGUGCAUCUGCAUGAGCAGGCAGGGCCAAGCUUUGCUAACUACUCUCUGGGUUUAGGAAUGAACAAGAUUGCAAUAUUUGUGGUGGAUGAAUCUCCAGUACAGGGUGAGACUCUGAUCACCUACAAACUCACCAUUUAUAGAGAAGACCGCCCAAGUCUACCCUUGUUUGAGGACUUCACAGCAUGUGGUUUUGUGCAGGCAUGUGUUGUGGGAACAUGAAUGGGGGAUGGAGUAUUCCUUGCAGAACUACAAGCUUGUUUGACAUAUGUUCCCUGAAGACAGAAUUAGGACACUUUAUUGCCUGACAUAUUUAAGUUCUUUUGGAAAUGCUGCUAAUUUGUAUUUUUUUCUUUUUCACCCACAUCUCUUUUAAAAUCGUGACUGAUGAGUUUAAAGCAUUGAGCAUGACCUCACUCUUCAAAGCAGUACAGGCCUCUUUGCCCAGUGGCCCUCCAGCUCUUCAGGACCUCAUUCUUUAGCAAUGUGGUGCAGACUUACACUGAGUUUUCUGCUUUUGCCUCCUCCACAUCCCUCCCUCCACCGCCUCCUGCAUGCUUCAGGAUGAUCUUUCCAGACUUAAUGAUACUGAAAAUAAAUAUUGCAUGUGGGAUUCUUGACCUCACAGGUUAUUUUAAAAUUAAAUUCCUGAUAAAGUUUAGAGAACUGGGUUUCAAAGGUUUAAGAAAUAGCAGGAAGAGAGAAGUUUUCUUUAAGUGAAAUAAUCUCUCUUAAAUACUUAGAUCAAAAUACCAUUUGUGCAAUCUGGAUUUGAGUCACAGGUUACCACUUACUUGUUGGAGAACUCGGGCAAAUUUCUCAUCUGUCAUAUAGAUAUAGUAAUUGACCUUAUGGGAAGUUUUAAGGAAAAAUUGAGUUAAUAUUGGAAAGAUCUUGGAAGCACCUGGGCACAGAAAGAGAUCAGUAUACAUGUUUGCAAAACACAAUUUUUAAAAAAGGCAAAUAAAUAAAAUAUGUUUUCAGGUUGGCAUAAGAGGAAAGUUUAAAACAUGGGUCUUUAUUUAUUAUUUUUUUUCCUAUUGAGGUCUAGCAGUUGGAGAUUUUCAAAUUGUUUAUAUUUGGGUUUAGAUUUAAUAAGAUGUAAAAAUAUUAAGGGCUUUGCAGAACAAACCACAUGUGCUAAAUUAUACAAUAAAUUUUGUAGAAACUGUGAUAAAACCAAGAUUUCAGAAUUAAAUGUAAAUUUUGCCUUGAAUAUGUGUUUUAAUUUUGACAGUUGUAUAUUUAAUUUUGUCAUCAUAUUAGCAGUCUCAGCUGGGAGACUAAGAAUUCAAAUAUUUAACAAAAAGAGGGAAAGUAUUUUUUUUGCCAAAACCAGGAACAUCCUUCAUAGAUAUUAUCCAAUGGACUCCAUUAAGGGUGAGAAGAUCAAUGUUCUCUGUAUUGUUUUUAUAAAUGAGCAGCAUGACGUUACCAGCAUGUUGUCAGGUACAAGAUAAAAUCAUAACAUAGUUUGAUUUUUUUGCAUGUAUAAUCUGUAGAAAAGUACUAUCAUUUUGAAAGCUGUCACUUCAAAAGCCAAUAAACUUAUUCAUAACUCAUAAUAAGCUAAA